Onychostoma macrolepis is the source of this 3147-nucleotide messenger RNA. RefSeq lists its product as uncharacterized. The coding region runs from base 170 to 2878 and encodes 902 amino acids. The transcript is spliced from 7 exons. The record is from RefSeq and is a predicted model, not a curated record. Lineage: Eukaryota; Metazoa; Chordata; Actinopteri; Cypriniformes; Cyprinidae.
AAUCAGUGACGUACAAGACGAAGGGAAAAUAGGAAAGGAAGGGCAUAAAAAGUUGAAACGGAACGCGGUUAUUGGCUUCAAAAAGACUCUCAGUGAACGAGAGCGUUUCAUUCACUUAAACCACCAAUUCGUUCACAUCAGAAAGAGGAGACACAAGGACACAGAUAGCAUGUCGAUGAUUCACAUCACAAUUAAGCAGAAAGGACAGGAGCCUCGACCGCGACGCUGCCAUGCAGACGCUACUUUAUUCACAUGCCCCUUCUGCACUACUGACGUAUGUAAGCCAAGACAGUACCAUCAAAUAAUGACCCAUAUAGCUGGCCAUAAACUUAGAGCAGUUGAAUAUGGAGAUCAUGUUAUAUACAGCUGUAACAUUGGCUGUGGCAAAAAGGCCAGACAUUUUCACUGCUGCCAGUGUCCCAAGACUUACUUCAAUAAAGGUGCCAUAAAAAAGCAUCUUUGCAGCGCUCAUCCAAUAGCUACUUGCACUCCAGAACCACAACCUGUAAGUCACCCACUACAAGAAGCUCCUUCACAGCUACGACCAGCAUCUCAUCCACCACCAGAACCUCCUUCACAGCAACCAGAACCUCAUCCACCACCAAAACCUCCUUCACAGCUACGACCAGCAUCUCAUCCACCACCAGAACCUCCUUCACAGCAACCAGAACCUCAUCCACCACCAAAACCUCCUUCACAGCUACGACCAGCAUCUCAUCCACCACCAGAACCUCCUUCACAGCUACGACCAGCAUCUCAUCCACCACCAGAACCUCCUGCACAGCAACCAGAACCUCAUCCACCACCAAAACCUCCUUCACAGCUACGACCAGCAUCUCAUCCACCACCAGAACCUCCUUCACAGCUACGACCAGCAUCUCAACCACAAGAACUUGAUUUUCAGCAAGCAGCACCUGACCCACAAGAAUUAGCAGCUUCUCCAGCGAUUGAGAAAAAGCAAAUCUCUAUUCAGGUUCCUCGUAGGCACAUCACAGUUAAGCAGAAAGGGCAAGCACCUCGACCGCGACGCUGCCAUGCAGACGCUACUUUAUUCACAUGCCCCUUCUGCACUACUGACGUAUGUAAGCCAAGACAGUACCAUCAAAUAAUGACCCAUAUAGCUGGCCAUAAACUGAGAGCAGUUGAAUAUGGAGAUUAUGUCAUAUACAGCUGUAACGUUGGCUGUGAAAAAAAGGCCAGACAUUUUCACUGCUGCCAGUGUCCCAAGACUUACAUCAAUAAAGGUGCCAUAAAAAAGCAUCUUUGCAGCGCUCAUCCAAUAGCUACUUGCACUCCAGAACCACAACCUGUAAGUCAUCCACCACCAGAACCUCCUUCACAGCUACGACCAGCAUCUCAUCCACCACCAGAACCUCCUUCACAGCAACCAGAACCUCAUCCACCACCAAAACCUCCUUCACAGCUACGACCAGCAUCUCAUCCACCACCAGAACCUCCUUCACAGCAACCAGAACCUCAUCCACCACCAAAACCUCCUUCACAGCUACGACCAGCAUCUCAUCCACCACCAGAACCUCCUUCACAGCUACGACCAGCAUCUCAACCACAAGAACUUGAUUUGCAGCAAGCAGCACCUGAUCCACAAGAAUUAGCAGCUUCUCCAGCGAUUGAGAAAAAGCAAAUCUCUAUUCAGGUUCCUCGUAGGCACAUCACAGUUAAGCAGAAAGGGCAAGCACCUCGACCGCGACGCUGCCAUGCAGACGCUACUUUAUUCACAUGCCCCUUCUGCACUACUGACGUAUGUAAGCCAAGACAGUACCAUCAAAUAAUGACCCAUAUAGCUGGCCAUAAACUGAGAGCAGUUGAAUAUGGAGAUCAUGUUAUAUACAGCUGUAACAUUGGCUGUGGUAAAAAGGCCAGACAUUUUCACUGCUGCAAGUGUCCCAAGACUUACUUCAAUAAAAGUGACCUAAAAAGGCAUCUUCACGGUGCUCAUCCCAUAGCUCCAGAAACACCUUCUUUACAGCCACCAGCACCUGGUCUAUUACCAGCUCAUCCAGUGAUGGCUCAAAGAAAGAAAAUCUCAGCGCAGUGUCCUCACUGUGGGCUCAGUCUUAAUUCUAAAAAUUUAAAGAAACACAUUGAGCGGAAGCAUCAUGAAGCCUUGCAUACCGUAACUUCAGUUCUACCAGCACAGUGUGUUGACAAAAAGAAUGGACUAUUUGUUGUUUUAGAAUCAUUUUAUGGGCCCUGUACCCCCAUUCAUGUGGUCAAAAAAUUUUGGGGUUCAUCCCACAAGGUUAAGUGUGAAAUGGAUAAUUGCAACAGUCGUGUUGAAGUGGCACAAAGGAGUGGACAUUUGGUUGCACAAUGUGUGCAUCUAAGCUCAGUAGACUACACCUGUGCUGUUGCACCGAGUGAGGAUUUAUCAGAGCAUUUGUUGACUGAGAUGGUGGAGAGAAAAUGGAUUGGAGACAUGAGGAAAAAACGAUGCCUUAAGCUGCAAAAUCAAGCUAAGCUUAAAGGUGCCACAUUUACUAGCCUUGUUACCAUUGGAGGCCCUGACUACAUGUAUUAUAUAUCAAUAUAUGAGCCAAAGGUGUCACAUUACAGUAAACUGGGCAGAGUCUUGGUGGAUUACAAUGCCAAGACAAACACUUGGAACUGCCCUUGUGGCAAAGGUGGAAAAUCAUGCCUGCACAAAGGUAUUGCAAAGUGGUGUCUCUAUCAAAUGAAGAAGCAGCUCUUCAAAAACCUGCUUGAAGCAGAGGAAGAAAAUGAAUCGGCGCAACUUGAGGAUCUAUCUAGCCAAAAAUGGGGUGCCCAGCGACUAGUUGGGAUAAGAAAAGCUGGGACAUCUCAGCCCAAAAGAAAAACUGACUCUGACCCACAACGAACUGGCACUUCAAAUCGGUGAUUCUACGGAUAUCAGUGAACAAAGACAGCAUGAAUGUAAAAUGAAGAAAAUAAAAAGAAAUCCAAUGUCCAAUUAUUUAAUUCUUGAUGCUGGGAAUGUAAAUAAAUUAACUGACAAUUGAGAGAAGCUAUAGUGAUUUAUUCUGGGGGAAAGAAGAGCAUACAGAGACCAUCGGCUUUUUAAAAACACAUCACCAUAACAGAUCCAACGGUGAUCCCCUUUGUGUUUUUCAGUUCAUAGCAAAGCCCAACACACAUUUAGAGUUGUUA